AUGGAACAAAUUUUGUUAAUAACAACGUUGUUGUUGUUACUUUGUCUCAAUGUUUCAAAAGCAUUAGAUUGUGAGUUGAAUCCUAAUGAUCCUAAUAGAGUUGCAUAUACUAUUGUCGUUGACAAAUCAGGUUCGGGAAAUUUCAGAACAAUCCAAAGUGCGAUUGAUUCGAUCCCUUCACAAAAUAGCCGAUGGAUUAGAAUUCAAAUUUCUAGUGGGAUAUACUCGGAAAAGGUGCAUAUUUCGGAAGAAAAAUCGUGCAUCUUUCUCGAGGGAGCUGGUAGAAGUUCCACGGAAAUUCGAUGGAAUGACCAUGCAACCACAGCUACAAGUGCCACCUUCACUUCUAUUGCAGAAAAUCUUGUAGUAAAAGGCAUCACAUUCAAGAAUACGUAUAAUGUGCCCGGAAGUGUGAAGAGACAAGAAGAUAUAGCACCAGCAGUUGCAGCUCUCAUAGAAGGAGAUAAAGGGAUUUUCCAUAAGUGUGGGUUUGUUGGUCUGCAAGAUACCUUGUGGGAUGGAAAUGGUCGCCAUCGCUACACCGAAUGCUACAUCGAAGGUGUAAUCGAUGUCAUAUCUGGUGCUGGUCAAUCUAUAUACGAGAGCUGUGAGAUAAAUAUACCAGUGGACCGAUAUGCUCCAGUGAUAGGACAUGGUUACAUAACAGCUCAAGGGAAGGAAGAUUCAAGUCAAACCAAUGGGUUUGUAUUCAUUGGAUGCUCAGUGAUUGGAAGUGGGACUGUUUAUCUUGGGAGGGCUUACAGACCUUUCUCCACAGUUAUUUACUAUUCAUCUUUCCUAUCAGCUUGUAUUAACCCUGCUGGUUGGGAUCCUUGGGAACAAGUUGGCCAUGAGGCGAGUUUGACUUAUUUAGAGACACGUUGUAUUGGACCAGGAGCAGACACUUCGAAGCGUGUGCCUUGGCUUAAAAAACUUAGUAUAGAUGAGAUUAGACGCUUUACGAGUAUUUCUUUCGUUGAUCAGGAAGGUUGGACAUCGAAGCUUCCUCUAUUUUAG
Cucurbita pepo subsp. pepo (vegetable marrow) is the source of this 1017-nucleotide messenger RNA. The record is from RefSeq and is a predicted model, not a curated record. NCBI's taxonomy places the organism in Eukaryota, Viridiplantae, Streptophyta, Magnoliopsida, Cucurbitales, Cucurbitaceae.